Messenger RNA from Sorghum bicolor (sorghum), 3284 nucleotides. Its product is annotated as cysteine-rich receptor-like protein kinase 15. The record is from RefSeq and is a predicted model, not a curated record. The transcript is spliced from 14 exons. Gene Ontology annotation, biological process: protein phosphorylation. The coding region runs from base 117 to 3146 and encodes 1009 amino acids. Gene Ontology annotation, molecular function: protein kinase activity; ATP binding. NCBI's taxonomy places the organism in Eukaryota, Viridiplantae, Streptophyta, Magnoliopsida, Poales, Poaceae.
GUGACCAAAGGCCAUGGCGCUCUAGUUACCAGUCAUUAUGAAACUGUUACCUCUCCUAUUUCUCUUCCUCUCAUGCCCAGCAUCAUUGGCUGGCCAGACGUUCUGCAGUGAUCAUAAUGGUGCCAGGUAACACAACUGAUGUCUUUGUGGGAAUUGGAGUUUUCGUAGUGGUAAUAUCUAUUUCUUGCUUGGUUAUCCAUGUAUGGAUCAAAACACAGCAACAGAGAGAACAAGCAAUAUUAAAGUUACGACGAAUGUCUUUGGCAAUACAAAGUGUGAUAAACCUAUGGAGGAUGGAUGGUGGCAACUUGGGAUUUUCACAGUUUGAUUACUCUCAUUUGAAAGAAGCUACAAAUAACUUUUCGGUUGAUAAUAAACUGGGAGAAGGUGGCUUCGGUCCUGUAUACAAGGGCCAAUUGAGAAGUGGAAUGAAAAUAGCAGUGAAGAAGCUAGAAGCAUGUUCUUUACAAGGAUUGUUGGAAUUCCAAAAUGAAAUUCAGCUUAUAGCAAAGCUUCAACACAAAAAUCUCGUUAAGCUGCUGGGUUGUUGCACUAGAGGAGAUCAAGAAGAGAUGCUUAUAUAUGAAUACAUGGAAAAUAAAAGUCUGGAUUACUUCAUAUUUGAUAAUGUGAAGGGAACACACCUGAACUGGUCAAAGCGUCUUCACAUAAUUGAUGGGAUAGCUCAAGGGAUUCUUUACCUUCACAAUUAUUCAUGGCUAUGUGUUGUUCAUAGGGAUUUGAAAGCAAGUAACAUUCUCUUGGAUAGUGAAAUGAAUCCAAAAAUAUCAGAUUUUGGGAUGGCCAGAAUAUUCUGUUCAAAUGUGAAAGAAUCAAAUACUACCAGAAUAGUGGGCACACAUGGCUACAUACCUCCUGAAUAUGCUUUUCAUGGGAUUUGCUCCAUCAAAUCAGAUGUUUUUAGCUAUGGGGUAUUGACAUUGGAAAUUUUAAGCUCAAAAAGGACAGCCCAAUUCUACAAGUACAAUGGAAAGCUAUAUAAUCUCAUCUCAUAUGCUUGGCAACUUUGGACCGAAGGAAAAGUAGGUGAGCUGAUUUAUUCUCCUCCAGGCAAUGUACACAAAGAGAUUGAAAGGCGCAUUCAUGUGGCACUCUUAUGUGUUCAAGAAAGCGCAGAGCAUCGACCUGAUAUGGAGCGAGUUGUCACAAUGCUAAACAAUAAGGAUGUGAGCUUACCAAAGCCUACGCAGCCAGCUUACUUCCAUGUAAAUCCUAGUGAGGAAGAAGUUUCAUCACAGAGUGUUACUAUGACUAUGAGUAUCACGCUAGAAAGUACCUACAUGUCCAACCUGAAAUCCCUUGCUGAAGACCUGAUUGGCAGCAUCACAAGCUCAAACUCACACUCAGCUCAUGGCGCAGCCGGAACAGGUGCUGGCAGGGUCUAUGGAGCGGUUCUAUGCAGAGGAGACACCAACCCAGGUAAAGAUUGUGCACGGCGCCUUGAGGCCCUUUAUGCAGCCAUCAGCAACAGCAGUAGCUCUUGCUCCUCGCAGAAGAACAUAAACCUUUUCGAUGACAGAAACCGGACCCAGCUAAUAUUCUCUGAUCAGGACUUCAGCUCCAGCAACGCUCAGGAAUGCGUAGUGAGCGGUAAUCUGAACCCUCCACCAGUUAGUGAUGAUGCUGACUCAGAGUUCGAUGUGCCUCUUUCCAAACUGAUGAACCAGCUUGCUGAUGACAUGGUGAGUAAAUCAGUCAGCAGGUACGAGACAGGCCAGGGCUGGCUCCCUCAAACGAAUCAGACAGUAUAUGGGCUUGUGCAGUGCACAGAUGAUAUUGCAUGGGAGGAUUGCGGAGGUUGCCUGAAGGGCAUUAUAAACAACAGGAAGCAGAUGGUUGGUACUGGACAGAUAGUAGGUGCAAUCCUAGGGAUGUACUGCAGCUUGUGGUACCAGACUGAUGUUAAGUUCUUUGCUGGUAAGCCGAAGUUGUCAGUAGAUAUGCCCGUAGACCCCCCACCAAACAAAUUUUGGAUCUGGGUCACUAUUGGAUCAUUCUCCAUCGUGGUUUCUGUUUCUUGGUUGCUUGUUCAUAUAUGGAUCAGAACAGAGAGAAAAAGAGAACGAGCAAGAUACGAACUGCAAUUGCUGUCAAUGGCAAUACAAAAUGUUAUAAAUCUUUGGAGGAUUGAAGAAGGAAAUUCAGGAUUUUCGCUGUACGAUUUCUCUCAGAUAAAAGAAGCCACUGGCACCUUCUCAAGCGAAAACAAACUUGGAGAGGGUGGCUUUGGACCUGUUUAUAAGGGCCUAUUGCCUGGUGGUGUUGAAGUAGCAGUCAAAAGGCUUGCAGCAUGUUCCAUACAAGGUUUACUAGAGUUCAAAAAUGAAAUUCAGCUGAUAGCAAAGCUUCAGCACAAAAAUCUCGUUAGGUUGCUCGGCUGUUGUAUCGAAGGAGAUCAAGAAAAGAUACUCGUCUACGAAUAUAUGCAAAACAAAAGCUUGGACUUAUUCAUAUUUGAUCCAAAGAAAAGAGUACAGUUAGACUGGUACAUGCGUCUACAUAUAAUUGAUGGGAUAGCACAGGGGAUCUUGUACCUUCACAAGCAUUCACGCUUAUGUAUUGUUCAUAGGGAUUUGAAAGCAAGUAACAUUCUCUUGGAUAGGGACAUGACUCCAAAAAUUUCUGAUUUUGGAAUUGCUAGAAUAUUCAGUUCAAAUAUGACAGAAUCAAAUACCACCAGAAUAGUCGGCACACAUGGCUACAUAUCUCCAGAGUAUGCCUUUGAUGGGAUUUGCUCAAUCAAAUCAGAUGUGUUUAGCUUUGGCGUCUUGGUCUUGGAAAUAAUAAGUGGAAAGAGGACUACUGGUUUCUACCAAUAUGAUGGAAAAUUGUACAAUCUCAUUUCUUAUGCUUGGAAACUCUGGAGAGCAGGAGACUGGUACCAGCUGGUCUGCUGUCCUAUAGGAAAUGAUCAUGAAGCUAUACAAAGGUUCAUUCAGGUGGCACUGUUAUGUGUCCAAGAGAGUGCAGAAGACAGACCUACUAUGGACCAUGUGGUUACCAUGCUAAAUGGUGACAAUGUGAGUUUGCCUAAGCCAAGGCAACCAGGUUAUUUCUUUGUACGUUCUAACGAGUCAGAAGCCCAAUCAAGCAACUUCAGUAUAAGUAUUACAUUGGAAAGGUAGACACUGUCAAUCCAUGAAAUUGUGAACCAUGUUUCUAAUUUUCUAUGACACUAGGAAUGGUCCAAGCCUAACAAGUGGUUUGUCUAUAUGUACGAUAAUGACAUUGUCAUUGUUUAGCCAAACAGUGUUUCCAGUUUU